This is a messenger RNA of Echinococcus granulosus, 7197 nucleotides long. RefSeq names its product E3 ubiquitin-protein ligase HECTD1. Lineage: Eukaryota; Metazoa; Platyhelminthes; Cestoda; Cyclophyllidea; Taeniidae. The record is from RefSeq and is a predicted model, not a curated record. Bases 1 to 7197 code for a protein of 2398 amino acids. Gene Ontology annotation, biological process: protein polyubiquitination; proteasome-mediated ubiquitin-dependent protein catabolic process. Gene Ontology annotation, molecular function: ubiquitin protein ligase activity; protein binding. The transcript is spliced from 25 exons.
AUGGAAGUUGAUGUACCCUCCCUUAUUAGUUGGCUUCAAAGUGGGGAUAAAGAAUUGCAACAAACGUCUUUGGAAUAUCUUUGCAAUGUGCUUCUGUUUGCCAACGAUAGGAGUUUUGUCGACAAAUUAGACACCACUGAGGUAAUCAGUGCGUUGUUGCAUUUGUUUUCCGAAGACAAUGCCCCGGAUGAUGUGUUAGAACUGAACGCCAGAACACUUCUCUAUCUUUUGGAGAUGCUUGAUGUAUCGACUCUACAAAAUAUCAGAGUCAAGCAUUAUAAAAUCUUAUGUACGCGACUUGACAUAGCCGAUUUUUCGUCUUCUUCUGGCAGUGAAUUGGCUCAGCGAAUUAUCAAGCUCCUGGAUUUCAUAACAAGCAUGACUUCGGAGAAAGCCUAUCUCGGUGGAGUACUGUCAAGUGUUCUUCGAUUUGUUCGAUGGCACUCGGAAGAAGUUCACGCAGAUGUAGUUCAAUCAAGCAUGAAUAUCAUACAUGAGCUAUGCCGCCGUUGUGAGCCUAGCGAUGGGAAUAUGCAAGAGUGGAUGGAGUCUCUGACUGAUCUCCUUAGUCACAGCAACUACGAAGUGGUUGUGAAGAUGGCUCUUCAGUCACUGGGGUGCAUUUUUGAAAGAUUCUCGAGUUCUGGACAGGAUCUCUCCCCUAUCGCAACGAACGAACUUAUCACGAGACUUUCACAUCACCUCUAUAAGGCAUGCGGGAUUUUCCCUGAUAUUCGUGCACCUGGUCUCUCCCUGUUUUACUAUCCAUCAUUUUUGGCAUUUGUGAUGUCUUAUUCUUCGGAACACGGAGACACCUCGUUAGACGAAGAUGAUCCUGAGGCAUUUGCUUUGGAAGGGAAACCAGACCUCAUUCUCGCCAACUCUCUUACAAAUAUUUUGUUGACACUAUUUUGCUGCUCAGCAGACGCUACACGGUACCUUCUGAGUCGAGAGAAUUAUUUGGCCUUCUCCCUAAUUAGUCUCCUUCGCAAUUGCAGGGAUGAAGGCAUGUUAACGAGCGUGUUUCGCCUCCUGCAAGUGAUCAUUCUUAAAUUGGGUCACAAGAACCCUACUACCUUGCCAGAUGUGCAGUCGGCUCCCGGUGAUGGAGUAUCUCUGGAGGAGGCCAACAACGCAGAGAAAGAGGAUUCCAUCUACACUUUAACGAGCUUCUGCUCAUUCAGAGCUGCUAUGGAGGCCAUCAAAAGUGGCAAUAUGGAGUUAGUGAAGAGGCUCCUGUCAGAUGGCCUUGACCUCAGAUACGUGGACAACCAUGGUCAAAGCCUGCUCGACUGGGCUGUCGUCUGUGGCACCCCAGAGGUGGUUGAGACCAUAUGCUCUCAGCCCGAAGCAGGGCUUACAUUUGACUUGGCCUGUGCUCUGGGCUAUGCAGCGGCUUUCGGUCGAGAGAAGGUUUGUCGAAUUCUUCUUCGACACGGUGCAGACCCCAAUGCCACCGGUGAAGACGGGCUUCGUCCGCUUGACAGAGUAAAGGCGGUGAAACCUUUGGGCGGCAGGGAAGUUAUAAAACUUUUGGAAGAAUAUGUGUCGAUGGGAAAGGAGGGCGCCUCGAUUUCUCUCCAUAGAAGCAACCUACAACUCCUACCAAUUUAUCGGAGUGGAAAAGAUGCAUCAGUAGAAGAGCAACUUUUUAUUCUCGCUAUAGAAAUAUUCCCUGGGCUAGUCGACGUCUUUGCGCAGACACAGUCGGAAUCAGUAAAAGCCGGUAUCAUACCCCUGGUAAAGUCGAUUGAUUCGGUGAUGCAACUACCACACUUUCGUUUUAUCGGUAAAAGUGAUGACUGCAGUUACUACUACCCCGUAAGGGAGACUUUGAAUGAGGUAGGGGGAGGGGACUCUGUUCAUUCCUCAAAUUCCAUCGUCGACUUUAUUCCCAAUGAAAGUAGGGGUGACAAUGACGGAACAGCUUCUGAGUUCUCAGAAACGGCGGAUAUCGCUGCAGGGGAAAGUCAACGGCAAACCGAAGAGGAGCAACAAAACGAAGCACCAGCUGUUAUGCACACACCAGGGUACCCUGGGGUCGACGAGCCUGAACCCUAUCCUUUAUCCAGCGCGUAUACUGAGGAGUGGCAGGGGUGGUACAUAAUCAUCUUUGGCAAUUUCCUCUUCAUCUACAACGACAGUGCAGUUGUGCUAUUCGAUAUAAACCGCGAGGACAACACCUUAUGUGGUCUCUAUUUGACUAGUUCGAAGAACAACUUUCCCAUUGAAUUUCGUGGGGAAAUGGAAUUAAUAGAUAAAUCGAUUGGAAGUUUACGACACCAAAUACUUUAUCUCACACGCCACUUCAUCAAUUCCCGCAAUUUCUACCUCGCCAAUGAACGUGUUCAGCACUGGCCCCGCUUCUACCUCGACGACCCCACUUUGGAAAGGAAGCGUCCUCGAUCGAUGAGCAGGAGGAGACUCGAUUCUCAGCCAGGCCAUCGUCAGCGGGCCUCGUCCACUCCACCGCGCCGCAACCUCCAAGUCUUUGGCAAGGAAUUCGAAGAAUAUACGAUUAUACGAACAGACCAUUGGAAGACGUCCAAGGAGUCUAAUGUAGUUGGAGCUGGCAACCUGCUGUUGGACAUCGUCCAGACGGAAAGUGGGUUGCCCCUUUUGCGAGUUAGACCCAAAGGAGUAAGCGAUGAUGCGUUCGUCUUCUCCGCUCGCCCACAUCAAGGCUUCUUUAAACUCCGACCAUGCCCCGAUUUGGCUUUUAUUAUCCAUAAAAUAAUCAACCCACUUUCUGAGGCUAAAGGUUCUGCGCCUAUCAUUAUUAGUAUGGACGGUCGAUUUUGGGUAGUGAAUUCUAGCAGUGGGCGAAUUUUAAAGGACUUGUUUACCGAGAGUUCCCAAGAGAAGUCCACAGCACCAGUAGAAGAGGAGCAGUUGAUUCGAUUUAAAAUGCACUACCUGGCAUCGAGAAUAUUGUCACAUGAUCUGGUCCCCACGACGUCUCCGGACUCCGAAAAACCUCUCCCAUCUGCACCUCCUGAGCGCAUAACAGCGAGGGCUCAGAACCUUAAUGGAUCUAUUUCUGGCACUAAUACUAUCAAUGCCCUGAGCGAAAUCGCUGCAGCACUUGCCAGUGCACCGUAUCAAACCUCAAAGCAAGAGGCAAUGGUUGAUCUCAAUGGGUGUUUCACGCGUCUAGCGGCGAUUUUUUCAACAGGCGAAGAAGCUGUCACACCAUAUGAACUCUCCUCCAGCGGUCUCAUUCCAUCGCUUCUUCUUUGUCUUUCCUCUUCCUCAUGCGUGCGCUGGGGUGGUGUUGUAAAUUCAAAUGAUUCCCACUAUCACAUAGAAUUCCUUCUGCAGCGCCGUCAGACCUUCCUCCGCAUCUUCGAGGGCAACGUCGGUCUCCCCAUCCUCAUUCGCUGUCUCCUAAAUGUUCUUGACCAAACUGAGCGUCUUCCGAUCCAUCUGUUCGAGGAGAUUUCGUAUCCCACUUCGUCAGAUCAAUUAAAGCAUGAGGUGUCGGCUUGCAUGGAAGCUCUGACUUCUGCAAGUCCUUCCACUCUGGCAACAAUAGAGGUGCCGCCGGCAAAAGCACCACGUUCUUGCCCACCUAACUCCUCAAGUUGCUUCGAUUUCACUGGUUAUUGUCGGUCAACGGAAGAGUAUUCACAAGUCCUUCCUCUUGGACUCAUUGCUCCACCUCUUCCCUCCACUUCCGACUUUCAUAAUCACUUGACUGGAGGAGGAGUCCGUGGACUUGUGGACCGUCAAGUGCUUCUGCUCCUGGGUGCAUGGUUUCCUGGCCUCCACACGAGGCUGUGUACGGGAUCUGUAGGAACGCCUCAAGUUCAGGACUCAUUUACAAUGAUAGUCAAACGUCGCCAUGGUGCAACUCGAGAGAUCCGUGUUGGUAGUGGGAAAGGUCGACCGCUUUUUUUAUCACACGGCUUUCCCAGAGGCCGCUCCUGCUUCAUGUCCGCCUCGACUGAGCAUUUUCUUCGCGGUGUCACCCUGGUGAAGGAAUGGCAUGAGUGUUCACGUAAAUCGAUGCCUUUCUUGCGGGAAUUUUGGAAGAAGCCUCGUCACGCUAUCAGCCUGACUCCCGAGGCCUUGCCCUCAACGUUUCAAACUUCCAGUGCGGUGGAAUUGCACAUGGGCCUUUUUGAGUGGAUGGGCACCUACGGAGGAACAGUAGAGACAUGGGUUAACCCCUGCCAAUGCGGCCUCGCUACGGCACUCGUAUUUCACCCUUCCACUCCAGACGUUAUUUGUGACGGAUCCUUGUCAGUCGAACACAGUGCGACAAUAUCGAAUGGUUCUCAGAUAGAGGAAGAGGUGGUGACAGAAGAGGAGGGGAUGAACAAUUUGGAUAGUCGCAUCUUAAAUGGGGAAGAGGUCGGUGCUAGAUUGACCAUUGAAAUAGGUCUUCAACUGGUACCUACUGCUUACCGCUUGAAUACUCUUCGAAAUAAGGAAACUGGCCUCCCUAUAAGAAAUUGGUGUCUCCAGGCUUCAAAUAAUGGCAAGCACUGGACGACACUUUCUGUUCAUAGGGACACCGUUCCCCUCAACGGCACGCCUGUCACUAUACCAUUGAGUCAGCGCAAUUUCAGGCUUUGGUCAGGGCCUCUGAGUGGUAGUACCAACACAACGACUCUGACUAGACAUUUGUCUACCGGAGCAUUGAAUGAAGCCUUUGCCACUCUAGAUGUAGCAUCCGUUUCGACACCAGAGAGUGGUGCAGGGCAAAGUGAAGUUGUGUUAAGUUUUCGCAUUUUCCGCAUAAUGGAUCUAACCGCAAUACCUAAACAAAGCAAUUUGAUUGUCAAGGGAUUCGAGCUCUUUGGAACUGUCAACUUCGUUCAUCCAUCGCUUUUGACACAAGAAAAAUUGGCCGGGUUUCCUGUACACUUCCGGAAUCCGAAGAAAAUUUCCAAUCGUUCAUCUGUAGCAGCUUCCAACCCCGAUUCCUCUAAAGCAUCGGCGGCGGCUCAGUCGGCGAAUCCGACUUCCUCCUCCUCAGAUGUUGGGCAAAAUACUCGCUUCCAAGCAGUUGAAGAUAUUUAUGGCCAUUUUGCACCACCAACGAGCGCGCAAACUGCUGAGACUUCACACCCGUCCGUGGAGAGGAGAGCGUUCGAGUUUGCGGAAGCUAUCGAUGCCUUGAUUGCUUCGAAUAUUUUGCACGAUAUGAAUGAGUCUCUUGCGCCGCCGGAAAAUCAACCACCUCCGAAGAAACUGUGCACUAGAGAGUCACCCAGAAGUUGCAUUAUCAACGACGUUCACACCGAGGCACCCGAGUCUGAGAGUUUAUUCCUCACCAGAGGUUCAUCGGACCAAAUCGGAAAAUCGAUUGGCAGGACCACAGUCCAUGGAGUGAUUGAAGCACAAAGUGAACACAAACUUGAGAAUAAGGAGGCAGAGUUGGAUGAAGCGGUUGAGUUAGCCUUUUCACCGCCUAGGAACGGUCUUGGCAUAACUAAUGUCUCUGCUUCGAGUAGCAGUUUGACGACUGCCAAGUUGCACAUGCUGAAGCAAAUGAGUGCUUUACGUGAGGGUCGACAAUUGAAUCAAUUAGAUCUUCAAAGCUGCGCCGCGAUGUUUCCAUUGGUUCCCGGAUUGAUUCCCAGCUUCGAUCCGAGCGCACCGCAAGCAAGACCAUCGUCAUCUAGUUUUCAUCUUCGGAUAUCGCCGGAUUGCAUGUUCAGCCCAGAGUUUUUCUAUCAAAAAGAAAAAGAAUAUGAUUUGCGUAUGGAAUUAUUCGCUCGCCGAAAGGAUGACUCAGUGGUAGCCUCGGUUCAUAUCGAUGACCUAAACGCUCCCAUUUUCAAGUACAUCCUCAAACUGGCUGAGGAGGUACUUUACUCCCAAAUGGAUAGGGAGACAACUGCCGACGGCCUACCGAUCGUGCAGAUUUCUCUGGAGUAUAGCUUUUGCAAUCCGAGUGAAGAGAGUGAAUAUGAUGAGCCUACUAGCCAAUCAACCUCUUUACUGACUUCGCGUGAUGUGCGUCUAAUUGGUGCACAAGAGAAUCAGUUAGAGCGCUUAGGUAUUCACUCGCCAGGGAGAAUAAAAAGAAGCACGAAAGAGAGGACUGAGGAGCUGCUUGAUCUCCUUCAGCUUCUGGCCAAGUUGACAGGUGUCAUCGAUGUUGCAGAUGUAGGGACGUCGUCGACCCGUUUUUCUACAGCCAGCUCAGACCCCUUGGUUUCCGCGCGUGACUUCAUCUCAUUCAGCCUCACGCGUAAGCUUAAACGCCAACUACAAGACGUGCUAGCGGUUGCUACAGGUCCCACCUUACCUGACUGGUGUAUGAAUUUGACCCAGCGUGUCACCGCUCUCUUCCCCUACAGUAUCCGUCAUCAUUUCUUUAGAGCCUGUGCUUUUGGUCCUGCAAGAUCGCUGUUGUGGCUGCAGAGUAAUGUCGCACCUUCACUAAGCAUCAACGAGGAUUUUUAUGAUCAAAGACGAUUGGUGAGUUAUUUGCAGCGCACAGCGGCCACUCGUUUUGCAGCUAACAUCUCCUCCCACCUCAACCACACGGACUGUGACCUCGGAGCGGUGGAGUCCUCGGAUGAGUUAGUAAUGGAUGUGGACAGUUUUGCACACAGUAGGGGUAGGUGCGACUGUCAUCUGCAAACGAUUGGUCGACUAUUCAGGAAUUUCAUUGACAUACCACGAGAUGAAUCGGUGGAUCUAAGCGGUUGCGGAUUUUGGGCCUGGGCGGAACGUGUUAUGGAUGAGCAUGCUGAAUCCAAGUCAGAGUUAGAGAUUCGCUUCACAAAUGAAGAAGGGACAGGGUUAGGGCCCACACUGGAGUUCUUCAGUCUGUUGGCUCUGGAAUUCCGUCGAAAAUCUUUGGGGAUGUGGUUGACCGACAGUUUUGAACAGGUGGAACCAUUGACGGAGUCGAAUUCGUCCUCCAGUUACAUUAAUCCUUCCUUCGGUCUCUUUCCCACACCCUAUCCUCGCAAUAUCGUGCCCCUUAAUGUCCUUCGUCGCUUCUACAUUAUGGGCAUCGCAGUGGCCAAAGCUCUGCAGGAUAACCAUCUGAUGGAUCUACCUCUAUCGAGACCCUUCCUUAAGUUUCUUGCCUGCUAUGGUAGCUCGAGACAAACACGAUGUUCAGCCGGGGUAGAGGCCUUGGAAGCUGAAUUGAACUUGAGGACCCCUUGUUCAUUGGACGGCAAGGGACUAUCACUGGAAGCAGUCGACACUGGCUUACUGGUCUUCUAG